ACAGCGUUGCCAAGUAAUGGACAGACCGUUUGGAUAUAUAAGGUUAAUAUCUGAGGUUUGUCAAAGGAGAUGCUGUGAUGUGUUCUGUUUAUGUGGAUAUGUUCUGGUGUCAUAUUUAAUGUGACACAGUUGUCAUAAAAAUUACAAACUAUUUAGGCAAAGGGACACGCAUUCUGGAGGACAUUGGCAACCGUGGAUGGACUAGUGACGAUAGACUAAACCUGUAACUGGGAGAUACUCGUAACUGAUCGUAAACUUCUGUUUUCAGGUCGCGUUGAUUCAACACAUAUUCUGUCAGAGAUGCAGACGUUCGUGAAAGGAAAGCGAGUGGGAUACUGGCUCAGUGACAAGAAGAUUAAAAAACUUAAUUUCCAGAACUUCGUGGAAAUGUGCAGAAAACAAGGCAUAGAGAUGAUCCAGCUGGAUCUAAGCCGCCCAAUAGAGAAGCAGGGUCCUUUUGAUGUCAUCAUCCACAAGCUAACCGACCACAUCGUUGAGGCUUACCAGAAUGUUGCGGAGUCUCUACUCCUUGUAAAGGGAGUUCAGGACUACAUAGAUGCUCACCCUGAAACAGUGAUUCUGGACCCUCUUCCAGCCAUUCGUACCCUGCUGGACCGCUGCAAGUCAUACAAACUAAUCCAUAAAAUUGAAGACUGCAUGAAAGAUGAGAGGAUCCACUCACCUCCAUUCAUAGUCCUCAAGAGCGAAUGUGGUGCAGAGACUCUGAAGCUACUCCGCAAAAAUGGAAUCACAUUCCCUUUCAUUUGUAAAACCCAGGUAGCUCAUGGCACCAACUCCCACGAGAUGGCCAUCAUCUUCAGUGAAGAAGAUCUGAAAGACAUUAAGCCUCCUUGUGUAAUCCAGAGCUUCAUCAACCAUAAUGCAGUUCUGUACAAGGUCUUUGUAGUGGGAGAGGCCUACAGUGUGGUGCAGAGGCCCUCAAUUAGAAACUUUCCCUCUGGACCCACAG
Xyrauchen texanus (razorback sucker) is the source of this 970-nucleotide messenger RNA. Its product is annotated as inositol-tetrakisphosphate 1-kinase. Gene Ontology annotation, cellular component: cytoplasm. Lineage: Eukaryota; Metazoa; Chordata; Actinopteri; Cypriniformes; Catostomidae. The record is from RefSeq and is a predicted model, not a curated record. The transcript has 8 exons. Gene Ontology annotation, molecular function: inositol-1,3,4-trisphosphate 6-kinase activity; inositol-1,3,4-trisphosphate 5-kinase activity; inositol-3,4,5,6-tetrakisphosphate 1-kinase activity. The annotation marks the transcript as partial. Gene Ontology annotation, biological process: inositol trisphosphate metabolic process.